This is a messenger RNA of Linepithema humile (Argentine ant), 1931 nucleotides long. RefSeq lists its product as uncharacterized. NCBI's taxonomy places the organism in Eukaryota, Metazoa, Arthropoda, Insecta, Hymenoptera, Formicidae. The record is from RefSeq and is a predicted model, not a curated record.
AAAAAUAUUGUAAUAAAAUCUGGAAGAGAAAAUUUUGAUCAUACGGUCCCUUUUUCGCGUCGAUCCUGGGAGAGCGCUCUCCCCUCUACAUACGAUAACACGAACUAGAAGUUCGCCAUAUCGUCGGGAGUGUUAGUGAAUACGACACGAUUUAUCACGAGGAACAACGAGGACGGAUUCACGGAAAUGCUGUUCUUGUCGAUGUGACAUCCGUGGAAUCGUGCGACAGUUUAUUCAAAUUGUGAAACAUACGACACUCGAUCAAACAACGGAUAACACAAAAACGAUUUCACAAUAUGGAGGAAUUAUUGGAAGAAAAAAGGAAAUAAAGACAGAAUCUAUUGUUGCCGCUGAUAAAAUAGAAUAACAAAAGGAUCAGAAGUAACAGCUGCAGAGAAGAAGAAACAAAUAGAAUGCAAUAGUCCCUCUACCACAAAAUCGAAGAAACCUGUCGCAAAGAUCAAGACGAAGAAAACUAAAAAUGUUGGUCAAUCUAGUUACGAUCCCACGAAGCUGGAAGACAGUUCAGCUCAGGUGUUGGAACGCUUUAAAAGAGGCUGCGAGUGUGUUGACGAUCAGUGCUUCAAAGAUUUAAAUCCCGACAUAGUUUAUCGGCACAGACUGAACAUUGCAGAACUGACUAAAGCCGAGCACGACAUGUAUUUAAUGGGCGUGACAAUGGCUUGCUUGACGGAUCCUUAUCAAACUGUUCGACAAACGGAACGACGUAGAUUACGCACACAAUAUGUUUACCAGGGUAGGAGAGUGUGUCUGGACGCGUUUCUGUACUUACAGAACUGCACGCACUAUCAAAUCAAACGGAUCAGGAAACAUCUAAUGACGCAUGGCGUAACGCCUCGCGUACACGGCAAUCAUGGCAAGAUUCCGCACAACACGUUCUCGCUGGACAUAUAUAAGAUUGCCACAAAGUUCUUGAAGAACUUCAUCGAAAUGCAAGAGGCCAAGCAGAAGACCAAGCUCGUCAAGAACGCGCCGCUCCAUUUACCGCCGGAUAUCACGCGCAAAACGGUGCACGAAAUGUACACGCAGUACUGCAAAGAAAUGUCGCCCGACGUCAAGAGCAUGGGCUACUCGACAUUUCGGCGGUUCAUGAAAGUGCAGUUCCCGCAGGUGAAGUUUGCCAGACUGGAAUUUGUGGUGAGAAACCAGACCACGCAGAGUCAUUGCCAGACGGAACCCGAUCCGAGGGACGACACGGGCCAACAGACAUCGCCCAAGUCGAAGCUAGAGGCGGAAGGUAGCAGGAUAUUGCCGUUAGUGAUAACCAAUACUUUACGGCAGAACGAGACUUACGUGCUGACACCAAUCAGUAAACUACAGGACGGCAUAAGUUAUCAAGUUACCACUCGCGGAUUGGUAGUUGAUAAUCCUACUACUGUCACAUUGAAAACGGAGUAGCAUAAACCAGAAGACUGCAUGUAACUUUAUACACAAUGAUACAUAUAUGUAUAUGUGAAUGUGAUAUACGCCUAUAUUAUAAAGGUAAGGUUCUAAUUUCUUGGCACUGUGAGCUAUGAGAGACCAAUAAUAUAUUACAUAUAUGCUAUUACAUAUAUGCUAUUAGAUAUUUGUGCAGACAAAUAAUAGAAACAUUUUAUAUAAGUAUGAAAAGUGAAAAGAUAAUAUACAAUUCUCUAAAAUAAGAACAAUAUACAAAAAUUAUUGUAAGAUCGUAAGUUGUAUUAUAUUAGAGAUAUAAUCUUGUUAUUGUCUAUCUGCUAUUGUAUUAUUCAGAUUGGAUCAGUAAGUUAUGUUAUAUUCAAAGUCCAUAGUUUGAAUCUAAUUGCACUGAAUAUUCUAUUCCAAUAUUGACCAUUACAAAGCACUUAGCGAGAUACUCGUAAAUUACCAUAAUUUUAUAUACUAUUACCAUAGUAUAUAAAAAAACGUUAAUAAAUUUAAAUAAAUAU